Molecule: messenger RNA, 2089 nt
Organism: Amphiprion ocellaris (clown anemonefish)
Lineage: Eukaryota; Metazoa; Chordata; Actinopteri; Pomacentridae
Gene: lman2la
Product: lectin, mannose-binding 2-like a
Exons: 9
Coding region: 7-1104 (365 amino acids)
Biological process (GO): endoplasmic reticulum to Golgi vesicle-mediated transport; endoplasmic reticulum organization; Golgi organization
Cellular component (GO): endoplasmic reticulum-Golgi intermediate compartment; endoplasmic reticulum membrane; Golgi membrane
Molecular function (GO): D-mannose binding
Source: RefSeq, a predicted model, not a curated record
CCCACCAUGGCCGCCACCAGCGGGAGCGAUCAUUACAGCCACUCCAAACCGCCGCUCAGCUUCCUUUUUGCAGGGAAGAAAAUGCCUUUGAAAUUAUUCUGGGCUUUCGCUCUUCUUAUUUUUACUGUCAGCCGGUGUUUUGGCGACGAUGAUCACGAAAUGGAGGAGUUCCUGAAGCGGGAGUUUUCUCUUUCCAAGCCUUACCAAGGUGUGGGAUCCUCAGGCUCCUCCCACUGGGAGCUGAUGGGGGAUGCCAUGGUAACCACCGAGCAGGUGCGCCUCACACCUGACAUGCAGAGCAGGCAGGGGGCGGUAUGGAGCCGCAUACCGUGUCAUCUUAAAGACUGGGAGAUGCAGGUGCACUUCAAGAUCCACGGUCAAGGAAAGAAGAACCUGAAUGGUGACGGGAUGGCCAUUUGGUAUACUAAGGAGCGUGUACAGAAAGGUCCUGUAUUUGGAAAUAUGGACAACUUCACUGGCUUGGGUGUUUUUGUGGACACGUAUCCCAACGAGGAGAAGCACAUAGAGGCGCAGAAGAAGAGAUACACUCCUCGCACACAGAGGAUCUUCCCCUUCGUUUUGGCCAUGGUGGGAAACGGCAGCAUCAGCUACGACCACGAGCGGGACGGUUGGCCCACUGAGCUGGGCGGCUGCAACGCCAUGGUGCGCAACCUCAAACACGACACCUUUCUCUUCAUCCGAUACAUCCGCCGCAGGCUCACGGUGAUGAUAGAUAUCGAUGGGCAGCAUGAGUGGAGGGACUGCCUGGAUAUUCCCGGGGUGCGGCUGCCGCAAGGUUAUUAUUUUGGAGCUACUGCAAUCACUGGAGAUCUCUCAGAUAACCAUGAUAUAAUUUCACUGAAACUCUACCAACUGACGGUGUUGCGGAGUAAAAAGGAAGAAGAGGAGGAGGAAGAUGAAAUAACUAUACCCAGUGUAGACAACAUGGAGCUACUCAGAUUGGGUCAGGUUGAAGAGGGGAUGAGUGCAAUUGCCAUUUUCUUCACCGUGCUCUUCUUCAUGCUGGGCUGCAUGUUCCUCAUCAUCAUCGGCCUGGUGGUCUACAGCCACUGGAACGAGAGCCGACGCAAACGCUUCUACUGAGGAGAGUAAGAAAAGGAGGCGGUGAUUGUGAAAACCACUGCGGUCCGUGGACCCAACUGCACUGAGACGGAAGUGAGACGCUGCCGGUGGAUCUGCUGCUUCGACGCUGAACUGACGGGAGACGGAUUAGAUGAAUCCUCUGCUACAAAAAGCCGUCCUUCAGCAAGCCAUCGGUAGACAUGAACCAUCAGGAGGACUUUGUUUGUACCCUUUGUGCUCAACUCCUGCCUGGCACACACCAUCUGGGCCUUACCAUCUCCACCUGUGUACCUGUUGCACAGCAGCAUCUUCCACAACUUCUUAUGAGCAGCUCCAUUAUAUUUUUGUUACCGUUUGCUACAUCUGACAGAUAUAAAACUUUACUUUGUUUUCACAUGGUCAGUGCACUGAUAUUGAUUUUAUGGCUUUGAAAAGUUUUAAUAUAUAACUGUCUGAUGUGUUUCUGCUUGUGAUUCAUUGACCGCCUGCAGUACAAAGCGCUAACCAAAUACUUAUAAAAACCACUGAUCCAUCUUGCCAACUGUAAGCUGCAUAUUCACUCAUCUUUGCAAUCUCUCAGAAACCGGCUCAAUCAUUUUGACUCUGUGGAUACGAUAUGAUGGACUGUAAAUUCUUAUUCUGUAGUUGCUGUAGUAUGCAUGACAUUCGCUAGAGUACUUUUUUACAGCUACAGCUGUUCUUUGUUUACAUCAUAAGUGACCAUUUUAUGCAGUGAUGUGAACUGACUUCUUCCUCAAUGAUGCAUGUGCUGAUGGCAAAAACUGUGGGUGUUUCAGGGAAAUAUUUAAUUUCAAUUAUUCUAGAAUUUAAUUUAUAUUUGAUCACUGUUCCUUCCUCUGAGUGUUUGUGCACAUUUGAUAAAACAAUUACAAAUUUCCUGAUUGGUUCAGAGCAAAUCCCUCUGAAUAUAUUAAUAACAGGUACAUUUGUGAAUCUUUACACUAAAGGGAGACCUGAGAGCGAUUAAAGUCAUUUAUAAUCUGUA